Molecule: messenger RNA, 864 nt
Organism: Fusarium poae
Lineage: Eukaryota; Fungi; Ascomycota; Sordariomycetes; Hypocreales; Nectriaceae
Exons: 2
Coding region: 1-864 (287 amino acids)
Source: RefSeq, a predicted model, not a curated record
AUGCUGUUCAAUAUUAUUGUGGCGCUGAGCCUCUCAACGAGUGUCUCAGCUUGGAUCAUCCCCGACUUGAGAAAAUCCGACGACAGUACUCUCACCAACAAAGCCUGCAACAAAGCAUUGGAAAAGGAGAUCCACUGUGACAAGUUUUUGUCUGGGGUCAUGUCUGAUGAUGACUCCAAGUGGACAAAGAAAAAAGUCGAGCUCGCCGACUCUGUUUGCACCGACACCUGCUACAAUUCCCUCCAAAGCUGGUAUGAUACAGUUACCGAUGCAUGCGACAAUGGUGAGGACAAUUACCUCCUUCUCGACAAAGUAUCACAUACAGGCUUCGGUGGGAACCUUUGGGCUUCUUGGAAUGAGACUUGUGUCAAGGAUCCCAGAACAGGUCGAUACUGUCAGGAAAUCAUAGACGGGUUUUCCGAGAUCGACGACGGCGAACAAAGGCCAUACGACGAGCUCUGUCAUCCUUGCUAUGGUAAAGUCAUUACUGCAAUGACCAGCACUCCAUCGUGGUUGCUUUCGUCUAAUCCUGGCACCGACUACUGGAACGGUCAGCUUGAGCUUGUCCAUAAAAUAUGCGGAAGUUCAGAUUCGUCCAAGUCUCGACCAUUUUUGAUUGGGACCGAGAUAUCCAAGGAAGAGCAUAGUUCAGGCUCUAAUCAUGGAAUCACCAGCACACCCUCUUCCGAUGCGAGCACUGUUUCAGUCCAGCGCACCUCUUCAACAGGAACCGCGUCACUUGAGACUGCCUUGUCGGAGAUUGCACCCUUGGAAAGCAAUGCCGCUGGGACAUUUGGAGCCGAGCAUCUAGACGGAUACAAAUAUGCGCUAUUGGCCUUGGGGGUUGAUAUGUUUAUUCUCUAA